AUGGAAGGCAAAAAACCAUUGGAUUUCUUUCGACUAUUUGUUACAGAAGAGCUUAUAAAUAGUAUGGUAGUUGAAACUAAUCGCUACGCCAUGCAAGAAAUCAAUAAGCAGCGUCCGCUUAGAAGAAGCUCGCGUUUUAAAAAUUGGAAACCAAUAAAUUCAGAAGAUAUGCGGCAGUUCCUUGGUGUUCUACUUCAUAUGGGAUGUGUUAAAUUGCCAUCCUUUGAACACUACUGGUCUAAGAAAAGUCUCUAUAGAUUUCCCUUAUUUUCUAGAAUAAUGCCAAGAAAUAAAUUCCAACUAAUGUUACGGUUCUGGCAUUUCAUUGACAAUGAAGAUUCGGAUGGUGGACGCUUGUGUAAAAUUAUUGGACUUAUUGAUCACUUAAAUAAUACAAUGGACAACAUCUACUGUCCGAACAAAAAUAUUUCAAUCGAUGAAUCAAUGAUGCUUUGGAAGGGACGUCUUGUAUUCAGGCAAUAUGUUAAAAAUUAA
Molecule: messenger RNA, 495 nt
Organism: Hydra vulgaris (swiftwater hydra)
Lineage: Eukaryota; Metazoa; Cnidaria; Hydrozoa; Anthoathecata; Hydridae
Product: piggyBac transposable element-derived protein 4-like
Source: RefSeq, a predicted model, not a curated record